This is a messenger RNA of Hydractinia symbiolongicarpus, 1030 nucleotides long. RefSeq lists its product as uncharacterized. Gene Ontology annotation, biological process: potassium ion transmembrane transport. The coding region runs from base 16 to 759 and encodes 247 amino acids. Gene Ontology annotation, molecular function: delayed rectifier potassium channel activity. The record is from RefSeq and is a predicted model, not a curated record. Lineage: Eukaryota; Metazoa; Cnidaria; Hydrozoa; Anthoathecata; Hydractiniidae. The transcript has a single exon. Gene Ontology annotation, cellular component: voltage-gated potassium channel complex.
AUUUGGUUAAUCGAGAUGUCUUUCAAUCCAGAUUUUGAGAAAUUCUUUUUGUCUGGGGUAGGAACUGGCUGUUGGUUAAGUCUUGUUACAGUAACCACAGUUGGGUAUGGAGAUGUUACACCAAAAACAAUUAUUGGUCGUAUACUUUGCGUUAUAUGGAUGAUAUUUGGAAUUAUAUUUGCUUCAGUUCUAACUGCUUCAGUAACCGAUACCGUGUCUGGAACUUCUUCAUUGGACAUUAACAAAAAGACAAUCGCUGUUUUAUCAAAUUCUCCUGAAGUGGAGAUUGCAAUUAAAGAUUACCAUGCUGAUGUUGUAUAUGCAAAAACAGUAGAAGAAUUAAGUAACAUAGUCAGAUCAAGGAAGGCUUUUGCUGGUUUAUUAAAUGCAGAUAUUGCAUCUCAUAACCAGGAAGUCAUACGCAAUGAGCGUCCAUCCAGUUUUCACAAGGACGUUUUGAUAUUUGCUUAUACGAUACCAAUCAAAGUUACCGUGUAUGCAUUAGUUCCCAAGAACCAAAGAAUACAUAAUCAUUUGGAAUGUAUGGCGAAACACGAAGAAGAAGUGUUGGAUAGCACAGACAAUAGAUUCAAGAGAAAAAUCCAAACAGAGAUUUUGAGGAGCCUUUCUGUAUAUUCCAUGUUUAAAAAUCACGCUGUUAUCUCAUACGUCACGAUUGCUAUUGGUGGAGUUUUUGCGUUAGGUUGCAUCUAUGAAGUACUUUACAAAAUCAAGAAUAAAAAAAACUUUCAAAGUUAAUAAGUCUAUAUCUGAAUACAUUUAGCUACGUACGGAUAGCGAGCUUAACAAAUUUAUGCUGUGCUGAUAUCCCACAUAAAUAAACUCUGCAUAAAAAGAGCUGUGUGUGAAUCUAAAACUUGGUGUGUAGAUUUAAUACGUUUCGUGUAACAGAUACAACAUUUUAAUAUUCCAAUGAAACUAAAUUUGUGUUUAGACUUGUCAUUUUGGGAGAUUUCAUAUAAUUAUUAUAAUGAAUAUGUAUUGUUUUCUUUGUGUUUUGUGCUUCAAC